CCGAUAAUGCCAUCCAACAAAGCUCGACUUUAUGUGGCUCUCUACGUUCGAGGAGGGGCUGCUAAAAUGCCAGGAAAGGAAGACACGUACGGCUGGAACUGUGUUCUAUGGAUCAAAGAAGCGCUUUCAGAACUUCAAACGUCAACGAACAUUAUUGGUACAAAUGUGCUUGAAUGGGAAGCUGUUCGCAACGCAGCUAUGUCCUGUUGCCAGCAGAAGAAAGACGAGCAUCGAUUUGACGGCACAGUCCAUGUCGAUACUUUGCGGGUUCCGACUUAUGAUUUGAUUCAAGGAAAGGAGACCAUUUCGUAG
Messenger RNA from Aureobasidium musti, 312 nucleotides. The record is from the annotation of a GenBank genome assembly. NCBI's taxonomy places the organism in Eukaryota, Fungi, Ascomycota, Dothideomycetes, Dothideales, Saccotheciaceae.